This is a messenger RNA of Vespa mandarinia (Asian giant hornet), 753 nucleotides long. RefSeq lists its product as uncharacterized. The record is from RefSeq and is a predicted model, not a curated record. NCBI's taxonomy places the organism in Eukaryota, Metazoa, Arthropoda, Insecta, Hymenoptera, Vespidae.
ACUUCGCACGAGCAUCGUUGAAACUGUUUGUUCAUUUCUCUUUCAAAAAAUCAAAAAUUCCAAGAAGAAGAAGAAGAAAAAGAAAAAGGCAACGAAGACAAAGACGAAGAAAUUAAAAUCAAAAUGAUCCUAUCAAGUCUGUUCAUUGUCACUUUGUCAAUUUUCUUUUAUUCCAAUGCGGCACCGAUUACGUACGAUCAACGACAGGACGGCAAAAUGAACGUUCGUGCCGAUUUAGAUAAUUUCUUUUUCGUUUUCAUAACCAAGGGAUCAUUGUUUAAUGAUCUAUCCUUUCUCGAUUUUAAAUCGAUGACGAGACAAUUGAUGGUCGGUCAGAAAAAUAAGAUUGCCGUACAGAAUGAGCCAAUAUUGUCAUUGAUGAACGAGGAUAUUAGUGAAAAUAUUAAAACUGGCAAACCUUAUAAGGUCGACAUCAUAAGGAUUCCAAAGAACAACGAUAAGGAUCUUCAGGAUUUGAAAGAAUUAGGAAAACAGGAGGAUGACCAUUUGAACGAUCGUAAAGAUCAAGAUUUCGAAUUGACCCAACAAGUUAACAACUCGCAAUCACUUUCCAAGAAUAAUUCAUCAGGAUCUACUUCGAAGGAGGACGACGAAAGGACAACGUUAAACGGUCAACAGGAUUCUGCUAAUACGACGAACAAACUUCAAUGAACGAUACUGCAACAUACCUCCAUUGAACUACGACGAAACAAUUAUAUCAUAUAAUCGUCCUAGAUUCGAUUAAAUAAAAAG